Megalobrama amblycephala (Wuchang bream) is the source of this 3167-nucleotide messenger RNA. Its product is annotated as transmembrane protein 198-like. Gene Ontology annotation, cellular component: plasma membrane. The transcript is spliced from 5 exons. NCBI's taxonomy places the organism in Eukaryota, Metazoa, Chordata, Actinopteri, Cypriniformes, Xenocyprididae. The coding region runs from base 616 to 1554 and encodes 312 amino acids. The record is from RefSeq and is a predicted model, not a curated record.
AACUGUCAGUAUUUUUAUUCGUUGUUAUUCAUUGUCAAAUGUUUUGCAGCUUUUCCCGAUAAUUCCUAUUGAAUUGAUUACCAUGUUGUUGAAUAUAAUUAUUGUGUAGUGUGAAACUAACCUGAGCCGUAGCGAGGACAAAACACGGACAGAUUCCCUCAGCAUUUCUUCAUCUGUUUUACCGCUGCGGCUUUAAUUCACCAGAUUUUCUCUCGCGCGCUUCAGCUUUUAAACAAGCAUUUUAAAAAGAGCGCGACUCCGUUACUAGGGCAACGGUGACGUUGACGUUCAAUCUCACGCCUAACGGUCAUUCUGUCCCAUCAUGCACUGAUGUUAAGCUUCUCAGUUAUUUCUUGUGACGCGUUUAUUCAAGUAAUUCUGUGAAGAGUUUAUGAAUGUUUGCCCUAGUUAACGCCCACUAAUCGGUGCUGAACUGAUCUGGAGCGGAAAGUGUUUGAUUCUGUGAGAUUGUCUGAAAGUUACUGGACUUUAAAGCGAGAGUUUUCUGUCACACCAUCGCUUUGAUCAGCUAUGGCACUUUUGAACACAUUUGGGCAAAUCUAAAGGUUUGAAACGCAUCCGUUCUCUAAAGCAGCAGCUCCGUUUGAGAGCAGCAUGGCGAACGAGUCUCUGUCCGCAGGCGUCAUCUGUGAUCAGGAGAUCAGGAGGGAAUAUGAGCUCGUCCCAGCCGUCACCUGCUCCACCUGCUUCGCUCUCGGCCUCAUUUACUGCUUCUGCGGUUACCGCUGUUUUAAGCUGGUGAUGUUCCUGUCGGGCCUGGCGUUUGGCUCUGGCGUCGGACACCUGCUGUGUCUGCAGGAGCGGCUGCUGGACGGUCAGACGCGUGCGGCCGUGUCUCUGGGCGUGGGGUUUCUGCUGGCGCUCGUGGCGGUGCUGGUGCGCAGCGUCGGACUCUUCCUCACUGGUCUUCAGCUGGGGUCGCUGCUCUCUGUCGCCGCCCUGCUGCUGCUGGGGCAGUAUUACCCCAUAUUUAACCCCGCGUGGGUUCCUGUCGGAACGGUCCUAGGAACCAGCGUUUUCUUCGCCGUGAUCACGCUGUGCUGGAGGAAGGCCAUGACGGUCGCUGCUACGGCGGCGGUUGGGUCUGCCGUGGCUGUGGCGUGUGUGGAUUACUGGGUGGAGAUGCCCAUGUUGGUGUCCCGGGCGUAUGAGGGUCUGCAGAGACGCCAGGGCUUGUGCUGGUACAGCUGGGCAGUGAUUGGGAUCUGGCCUGUACUUGGAGCACUGGGAACGCUGGUCCAGUGCAGAAUCACAGCCGCUGAUGUGACGGGUAAACAGAAGCAGCUGGAUCUAACGAGGAUCGGACGGACACAUGACCAAGGAACGUGUCGCCGCAGACCGCCGGUCCUCCAGCGCUACACAGGAGACGUGCUGGCCCCGAGUUAUCUGGCGAGUUUGCGAGAGCGGCAGACGAACACGGGCUCGUCGCUCUGGAGUUUGACUUCCGUUCAUCACACCGUAAUUGACUUCGAUUCUGAAACGGGAUCAUUGGUUCCUCUCACAACUUCACCGUCGGCUCUUCUCCGACUGUAAGGAGAAGGAGGAUCUGUGGAUUUUCAUAGACAGGUUUUCUGGGCUCUUCAUCCUUUCAUUCUUCAAAUCACUGCUUGACUUGCACAUUGUAGGGAGCUGACACUCUGGACGAAUGGUCAGUCCAUCACAGGACUCACACACACAUUCACACUUAUAGACUAUUUAGUGUCUUCAAUUCGCCUGUCCUGCAUGUCUUUGGAUUGUGGGAGAAAGCGGAGCACCGGAGGAAACCCACACCAACACGGGGAGAACAUGCAGACUUCUGACAGAAAGACCUUCUGGCUCCGCUGGGACUCGAACUGUGGAGAACAGUGAAGUACCAUUAACUGAGGGGCGAAUUCAUCGAGCACUGAACACGGCAUCAUUUCUUAUUCACAAGACACUUUGAUUACAUUGAGAUGUUUGCAUAAACAUUUAUAUAUAUAUAUACAGUGCUGGGUAGAUUACUUGCAAAUUAUAGUUUGUUACUGAUUACAAAUUACAUGACGAAAAUUUUAGUUAGUAAUUUAAUCUAGAUUUUCAUUUUAGGUAAUGUAUUCUAUUUUUAGAUAGAUGGAUAGAAAGCAGUAUAACGCCACCUUGUGGACACACUGUUACUUAUAUAUAAAAUUUCACACUUGCUGAAUUUUAAUUGUCAAGUGUUAGCAGCAUUUUUGAUUCAUCUGUUAAGCAUGUUAGCAGAAGAUGUUACAUUUGUAACUUUGAUUAAGCAGUUGUAUUGAAGUUGUACUGUUUUUGUGGCGCCCCCUAUUGGCAGAACUGGCACAAUGUCCUUGUUCUUGUGGGUACUUUCAAAAUGAGUGAUGUUCUCUUGCUGAGUGCACUAAAACAUGUCAUGUGACUCAUGUGUCAUUUGUGUCAUUCACUCCAAACUGUGCCAAAACCUCCUGUGCUGUUAGAGGUUCAGAUUCAUUGUGCUUUUAAAUCUCAUGUUUAAUUUAAAAUCAUUAUUUCUGGCAUGACAAAUAUGUGGAUAUUCAGCAGAUGUUUUCCAGGAGGUCAGAUUAACUUCAUCAAUGAUGAGACUGAUUCAUCCAGGAAAAUUCUGUCAUCCUCAUGUUCAUCCAAACCCCUAUGAAUUUCAUCCUUCUGUGGAAAACAAAAGGAGAUGUUCAGCAGAAUGUCCUUUAUUCACACUGGACCUCAACAAGGACACAUCAGUAUCAUAAGAGCGCUCCAAGUGACUAAUGAUCUAAUGAUGCUUUAUAUAAGAAACAGACUCAAAAAUAAGCUGAUUCUCAAUUCCAGCAUGAAUAGGAUGAACAGUGAAGAACACUUUUAUGGUGCCUGUUUGGCACUAAUGGAGCUUUUUUCAUUGUCCAAAAACAGCACAUCAUGGACCCAAUGCAUUAUUAUCCUUUUGUGUUCCAUGGAAAAGUGAAAGUCACAAGGGUUUGGAAGCUGAAAUAUUCCUUUAAAUGUGAUGCAUUUAUCUCGGUCGUCACUGAAAAUGAUGCUGUUUGCACCAAUGAAAACAUUUACAAUUAGUUUCAGUCCUUUUUAUUAAUAUUAAUACAGAUGAAUAAUGAGCCACUAAUACACCUGUUGCUUCAGUCAUGUAUCAUGUUAGAGAAAGAGAGACUACUAAUAAACUGCUGACAAUGACUUCCUAA